Messenger RNA from Filobasidium floriforme, 2898 nucleotides. RefSeq lists its product as uncharacterized. The record is from RefSeq and is a predicted model, not a curated record. The coding region runs from base 1 to 2898 and encodes 965 amino acids. The transcript is spliced from 9 exons. Lineage: Eukaryota; Fungi; Basidiomycota; Tremellomycetes; Filobasidiales; Filobasidiaceae.
AUGGAUCAAUUCUUCUCAUCUGCUCCUGUGCUACGAGCUCUCGCAUCUCCCCCAAUUGACCUAACCUGGGAAGAAACUGCGUGGCAAGAACGUGAAGCAAGAUACCAACUAGCUAAAGCUAUAGAACUAGGCUUCGCCGAGAACUCUCUCCCAGAAGAAGAGAUAAUCGACUCAGAAGACGAACCUCGUAUCAAUCUAGAUGAUCCUGCCGCCGUCGAGAACCCCCUACACAAUCUACCAGGAGUGUUUCCAGGUCUACCUGAAGUGGAGGUGGAAGUGGAGGUCGAUACGACGAUCGUCAACCAAGUGAUCGACCCCCCGGUUCGAACCGAGGAUACCCCUCUGCGCGAAUUUGAUGAGGUCGGGUUCACAAUCGAUCUCCCUCUUCUGGAAGGCUAUGCUACUAUCGAUUUAGCUUUGAACGCAGUGAACGAGCUGGGCAAAAGAGAUGGAUAUGCGGUUUGCAAGAAGCGUACCACAGCCGACAGGAAUGGGAGGCUCUACAAGGGAACGUUUCAUUGUGUUUAUGCAGGGAAACAUCGACCAAAUCAUCCUUACAUCGGUGAACAUGGAAGGAUUCGAGCCCAAGAAACCUUCUCAAAGAAGCGAGACUGUGGUUUUGCCCUUUAUACAACAUGCCCCGUCAAUGGCACAUGGCGCGUUGAAGUCGCGCGCGACCAUGUCUUUGAUCACGUGAUGCUGAUGCCUCGGUUCGAACCGACGCGCGCGUCGGAUGCAAAGUUGAGUGGCAUCCUCUCGCGUUAUUGCAUCCGCAAGAUGAUCGAUGGACCAUACUCCCUGGCCAAAGCUGCCAUUCGCAACGACGACGAGUUGCCCCAGUGUUCAAGAGACUGGUCUAGUAACAUGGGAAUGCCCUGUAGGCAUGAUUGUGAAGCUUUCAUUCGGGGACAUCGACGCCAUCCAUUCGGCCGAGAUGAGUUUUCCACACAUUGGCUACUCAGUCACGAAAAGGACCUUAUCGACGAAGCUAGAACUCUUGGGAGAUACCAAGCUCGAAUCGAUCCUGUUGUUCCAAACUAUAACACGAUAAGGUUGGGAGGUGGCGUAGCUCCACAACUGCGGAACGCCUAUGUGGAUCUGGAUAACUCGGCGAUGACCAUAGACCGGACUCAACGUGAAACAAUCUUAGAUCCUGUACGCGAGACCCACCUCGGGCGUCUAAGCGAGUAUUCCUUAUCACAGGGAACACGACAGGGGAUCAACACAGCUGAAGUGUUACAAGGGGUUGUUGCUGCACGACCUGUUGCGAGGGCAACAGUCUCAUCAGGUCGACCUGAGACUCGUGCUGAAGAAGUAGAGCGACAGACCAGUCGCAAGCAAAGAAGAAUCGACACUUGCACAGCGUGUAAUACCCCAGGUCAUCGCAAAAACAACAAGAACUGUCGUUUAGCCAGUGUUACAGCUCAACGAGCAAUUGAAACUGCUUCACAGCAAGGUGCUCUGGCGUCGCAGGCCGAACAAAGACAGCGACAGAUGGAAAGGACCUUAUCUGUCGCAUCAAUGAUGAGACCCGACGAUAGAUUACUGUUGGAGAACGUUCCAUGGUCAGAAUUGAUCCCGGUCGUCAAGUCGAUGAAACGUUCUAUUGUAGUGGCGCGCGAGUGGCUUGGCGAUGAAACGUCUCGACUUGUCUCACCAAGCGAGAUCCACCGUGGGAGCGAUGUUGAGACGUGGUACUUUUUGGAAGAGCCUGACCUCCCUUUCUGCUCGUUGUUCUUGACCGAUGCUUACGUUCUUUGCUCAUUACUUAGUCGACUUAACCGUGUACCGCCCCCUCCCUCGCCCACCAUGCCCAUCGCCCCGCCCGUCCCCCAAGAGAUCCCCCCCGAUCAGCUCGCCAUCGCCGAGAAUGUUAGGCGUGCUAUUGAGGAAAAUUACCGUAUCGCUUUCAAGAUCGAGCACCUAUUGGCCUGGCCCGCCGACUGGCCCCGUCUCGACAUGAAGGUGUGGCCCACCCUGUUUGGAAGUUUCGAGCACUGGGUCCACUGUCAUCGAGAGCAGGCUCGACUCGCCGAGGAGUACCAAGCCGCCGGCAAACCCCCGACCGUACUCCGCUCUCCGGACCGACACCUCGCUCGUUUGGCCAACAACCUCGGCGCUUACCCCGACCCCCCUACCCUCGGCACCGAUGGAGCGUAUCCCGUCUGCCGUUGCGAAACCGGGGCUUUCUUCGCUUGCAUCAUGACCAAGGUCGACAAAGCGGGCAAGAGGGCCAAUAUUCUUCCCAAGAGGAAGGAUCUCGAGAUCUGCGACGAGCUCGCUCGAGAGGAUGAACGCAUCGACGAGCUUCCUAUCGACCCCCCUCUCGACAGGCUCAACCGUUGGUUGACCCCGGGUCGAGCCGGCACUCAGGACAUCAGGGCGAUUAACAACUGGCUCUCCCAGUUCCGCGGCGGUUGGAGGAUCGCAUGCAAGGGUUGUCGCUACCUCUGGAGGCCUGAGGAUCCCCCCGUCUACACCGGCCCUCAGCAAACCGUGAUGGUCAAGACCAGCGGUGCCUUCGUCGACAGGUUUCCCCCGCUCGCCCUCUGCGUGAAGUACGGCCCGAUCUACAUCUGUCGAAACUUGCUCGGGAGCACUCUCGGGAAUCAAUCCACCGUCUGUGGCCACUGCAAGUCGCUCAAGAUCGGAUGCGAGGUUCUCUCCCCCGACAAGGCAAACGAGCUCGACGAUCCCAAUCAGGAAGGCGUCGAGAAGGCCCUCGGGCUUCUUUCUAUCGUUGAGUCGCAGAACUCUGCUUCGAAGGAGGCCCGCCAGGAGUACUACGACAUGAUCCGAGCUGCGUUGAAGAACCGUGCUUGUCACGGAGGGCGAGACGCCGACGAAGAACACGUUCCGGUCUACAACGCUGCUUUGUUCCCCGUCGAGGAUGCUUAG